AUGACACUCCCUCCAAGACGAGCUACUCAAGGCUCACUUUCCGGGCAUGAUGAAGUACAAACAGCCUCCCAGCUCAUUCCACCAGAAGUUCCAGACCAGAGCGAGGUUCAUCAGCCGAGAGGAUUAUGGUCUCCACUGUUCCUCCGCCCACAUACUCUCGCCUUGUUUGCAUGCGCCUACUUGAUGCUAUCUAUUAUAUUGGCAGCACUAGCUUGGUACUCCUCCAUCCACAAAGGAAUUUGUGCGGUGAAUCUUUCAAAUCACUACCUCUGGAAUUACGCGCCAACGGCAUUGUUUACUCUGUUCUCUGUUUUGUGGUCACAAAUCGACUACCGCACAAGAUCAAUAAUGCCGUGGGUACUCAUGGCAAGAAAGCUACAGACUGCGGACAGGAGUGUGCUUCUUGACUACGUAUCCCCCAACUUGGUUUCCGCAUGGAUAAAGGCCAUCAAAGCAAAAGACAUACCUGUCGCGAUAUCAAUAUUUGGGGCUGUACUCAACAAGUUGUUGAUCAUCUUGUCUACCAGCCUUUUCACGCUCGACAUUGUUAAUUAUACUACCGCGUCCAUAACCACAGAAGGCGGCAAGUCGUUCGUAGCGUCAGCAUUCAACGCAUCAUUAGUCAACCAAGAACCUGUAGCAAGGGUGUUCGGGACCGAACAUCUUGAAAUGGGUUAUACCAUAGGAACUUCCAAAAAGUACGCUGCGGAGGUGCCACCCCUACGAAACAGCAGUUCAACUCUGGAGAAUACGUCUCAAGUCGAUAUCAUUAGUGCUUCUCUUGACUGUGAAGACGCUGGCCAACUCCAGAACUCAUCUAUCUCGGCCACAGGCACUGGAGUGCAUAUUGGAUCCUCUCCCAAUGGAGAUAACGAAACCUAUUACAACAACGAACUCUUUUUCGAAAACCACAAUGGAACCGAGACAAUAUAUCAAAUGCUCCCAUACGUUUCUCCCUACCUUGGAGGCUACCGCAUGCGGGCCACCCUAAAUUCAAGUUCCUGCUCAUCAAUCCAAGUGGCUGGGGGCGUCCUUGGUUACCCGAAUACCCUUAUGGAUCGAUCACCAACACUUAACUGCAGUGAUGACAGCUAUCGGUUCGUUUUCGGGCUGUAUGGUGAGACCUCGACUGGAGAACGCGGUGGUGGCAGCCAGUUCCUAGUGUGCAAGCCUACAUAUCGGGUGCAAGCGGCUAAUAUGACAUACAAAUACGACACUUCGGAAGGGAACAAGUGGACCAUUAAAAACUUCACUGGCGACCGGAAACUUGAAAAUUUUACAGCAGAAACUAUCUUCGAAGGCUUCUAUGGGGCAAUUAAGGACCUGAACAUAACUGUCUUGCUAAACAGAACAUCGCCGCAAGCCCACAUCGACCCCUUCCUGCAUGAUUUGGAGCUACUAAAGAGUACACUCAUAGAGCUCUACGAAGCCACCACUGCCCAAAUCUUGAGCCAGCAUCUACUCGUUGAGAACACCAAAACUUUUCAGGUAGCAGAGAUCCGGGCACAAAGUCGGCUACAGCUUCAGGGAUAUGGCUUAUGGUCCACGGAAUGUGCGCUCAUCCUGCUUGCGGUCAUCAGCCUCAGUCUAUGCUACUCUUUCAAGGCCUCUGUACUCCCGAGGGAUAUUGGAUCCAUAACCGGACUUGCAACCAUCUUGGCUCGUGACCCCGAAUUCAUGGAAAGAAUUGAUGGGUCUGGUUCAAAAUGCUUACAAACAAUUCGAAGAGACCUUUUUACGACCCAGUUCCAAACAGAAGCCAUCUGUAACGAUCACGAUACGACGGAUGUCUUUCGUAUUCGACCACUCACAACAGCAAAUACGGAAAAAGUCGAGCAAAGUACCAAAUUGGACUCUGGUAAAUGGUACAAUCCAUUUGUUGUAACGCGCAUCGGAAGACUGUGUACCAUCGCUAUCGCUGUCAUCCUAGUGAUCGCACUAGAAAGCAUUUACCAGACUUCUAUCCAUAACCACGGAUUUAUGACGGUUGCUAUUCAAAAACACGCCGAGUACACUUCGCGAUACAUCCCUGCGGCCAUUCUUGUUUUAUACAGCCUAUUAUUCAGCGCACUCGAUUUUGAGCUCAAAACGUUUCAGCCAUAUCUAAACCUCCGAAAGGGAUCCGCCACAAGUCAGAUCAGCAUCGAUGAACACUACCUCGGACUCUUAGGUCUCCAUGGAUUAUGGAGAGCAUCCAGGAAGAAGCAAUAUUGCAUCGUUGCUACCACCAUAGGCAUGUUUGUAACGCACUUCCUCACUAUCAUAGCUAGCGGCCUUUACACGGUCACUAGCGUUUAUCAACAGAAGCCUAUCCAGGUUCUCCAGAUGGAUCGAGUCAACAUAGAAGCGUUCAGCGACAUCAAUCAUAUAAGCUACCAGGAAAUUGGCAUGAUCGCGGCGACUUUGGUCCUCGACAAAGAUAUGGAUCUUCCUCAAUGGUCAUAUGAUUCAUUCAUAGUUCCCACUAUGGACCUGGUUACCCAGCUCGACAAAGAUGAGCAUUGCCAGGGUGUCACAAUCACUGUUCCAGCAACGCGAGCCAACGCUAAUUGCACAGUGAUAAUACCCUCGAAUGUCAGUAUUGAAGUUAACGAUUUUAAUCAAAGACGAGAAUUUACCAUGGACUUUGAUUUCCUUUCAAUUUGUGGAGGCGACCCGAGGGGUAAAAGGCCUUUAAAAAUAGACGUAUACGAUCGCCCUACUGGAUUCGCCUCUUGGAAUGAUAGAAGCGAUGACUUCUUCCACUGUCCUGAAUACCUUGUUGUUGCUGGGCAUGCGUACCCAGAGAAUAGGAGCUGGAACCUACGUGCUCUACAUUGUAGGCCGUACCUGGAAAGUAUCGAUGUACGCAUCGAGCUGUCCUGUCCUGGUCUCAUCGCCAAUCGCAAAGUUGUGCCACUUCUAGACGAAUCAACACGGAAAACUUUAUCAACGGCUGAGGUCCCCGGUAUCGAUCAGAACCUCCUACUACCGUAUAUACGUUCGGAAUUAGAAGGAAUAGACAGAUACCUUAAAGCCAGCGACGGGAGUUUCAAUGGUACUGUGGACGGAUUCUUUGGCACUGUAGUCCGGCGAGGGACGCCCUUGAAAAGCCUAACCAACAACUCCGAAUCCCUGAAAGCAGCCGUGGAAGACAUGUAUCCGCGAAUCAUGGCUCAGAUUCUGAACCAGAACCGCGUCAAAGCCGAUCCGAAAAUAUACAAUGGGACAGCACAAUUCCAAAAUCGGUUUCGACUUGUCCAGAACGGCGCAUCAACGCGCGUGCUACAAGCGCUGCUUGUAGCAAUGGCUCUUUGCAUAGCAGCUACGCUAAUGGGCAGAAGCACAAAAGGCGUAUUACCGAAGAAUCCUCGCAGCAUUGCAGCUGUUGCUAGCUUGUUGGCUGGAUCAUCUUUAUUGCACGACGACAUAAUUCCGCCCGGUUCGGAGUGGCUUAGCGAUGAGGAACUCGAGUGUAGGGAACUCUUCAAGGGCCUGGCAUUUAGCAUUGGUUGGUGGAAGGAUGAGGAUAUGGAUAUAGAUGGGCAGGAAAGCGUUGGAUUUAGCAGUGCUUAA
Messenger RNA from Aplosporella prunicola CBS 121167, 3555 nucleotides. RefSeq lists its product as uncharacterized. The record is from RefSeq and is a predicted model, not a curated record. The transcript has 4 exons. Bases 1 to 3555 code for a protein of 1184 amino acids. NCBI's taxonomy places the organism in Eukaryota, Fungi, Ascomycota, Dothideomycetes, Botryosphaeriales, Aplosporellaceae.